CAGCCGCCAGUUCGCGCCCAACCGCCGGCACAAACGUAUCACUCUGUCAAAUAAUAUCUAUAUCAAUAAAUAAAGUAUAAAAUUAAUUACUUUUUAAAUUAUUAAAUUAGGUAUAUUAUUUUUUUUCAUUAAAUAAACCAAAGUAGUAGAAUUUUUUUUAAUUCAAUACAAUACCAAAUAUUCAUUUUUAUAUGUGAAUUUUUUUAUUUUUUUUUCAAAUUUGAAUUUUUUUUCGUCAAAAUGAUUGUGGGUUAUUGAACUUUUGAUUAUUUCGAGGCUACAUUUAAUUUAUCAUAAUUGAAUUAUAAAAAAAUAAAAAAUUGUUGUUUUGUUAAAUAAUUUAUAAAUGUUUAUUGCUAUUUUUUGUUGAGUGGAAAAACUAAAAGUGCGUAUAUAUUAAUACGGCUUCCGCGAUUUUCCGAGUUGCGCAGUUGAUUUGUUAUGUGUUGAACGUUGUCAAGGUCAAGAUUCCGGAUCGUCGAGUAUAUCACUUGAAGGACAAUUGAUUAUAUUUAAUAGUUUUAUCAGUAUAUAUAUUUAAUUGCUAUUUUUUUAAAUAAAAAUAAACAAUCUUUUUAUUUGAAAAAAAUAUAAAAAAUCAGCUUGAUAGCCGGCUUUUUUUUGUUAUUAUUAUUUUCUUAACAAGUUAAAUCAAUACUUGCAGUGAAUUUUUACAGUGUAUUUUAGUAAAAAGUUUUUGGAGUAACAUGAAAAUUAUAUUUUCUCAUGAAAAUAAUAAUAAAUGAAAUAUAUAAUAAUUGAGUGAGUUAAUUUGAUGAUGAUGAUGAUGAUGAUGAUGCUUGCCACAAUUUGACUGAGAUAAUACUUUACUUGUCUUUAUCAGUCCUCUCAACACGAUCGUCGUCGCUGUCAGAUUAUUUUUUAAAGCUAACUAAUAUUAAUGCGCCAAAAAAAUUAAAUUCAAAAUAUUUACAUGUAUUUGUAAUUUAUUCAGUAUUUUAUUAAUAGAAAUUAUUCAAUAAGUUUUAUUAAAAUGGCAAUUAAUACAGCUAGAAAAAUUUGCAAAUAUUUUAUCUUAUAAAUUGAUUUAUUUAAAAAAACUUUAAUUGAUAAAUAAAUAAAUAAAUAAAUAAACAUGUGGCAACAUCAAGAGAAUCAGUAUCAAAAUGUUGUACCGCAAAUAAUAAAACAAAUUAAUUCAAUACAACAACAAACCGUUAUGUCACCUGAUGAUAAUGCUAAUCAAGCCAUGACAAUUCACCAAAAUGAUACUUUAAAAGAACCCACAGCUAGUUCAAGUAAUGCCAGAGCAACGCGAAAUCUUGCGGAAAAACAACGCAGGGAUAAUCUCAAUAACAACAUUGCUCUUAUGGCUGCAUUGGUACCUGUUGUCGCUGGAAGUUCCAGGCGGCAGGAUAAAAUAUCAAUUCUCAGACUAGCUGCUGCAUUUCUCAGGACACACUACACAGUGGGCACCACAUCUCAGGAAUUUUUACCAGAUAAAUAUAAUGAUAUUGAUCUUGAACAAAGUUUUCUCGAUAGUUUUGAUGGAAGUGGAGGCUUCCUCAUUGUUGUAACGAGCUCUGGAAAUAUUGUUCAUAUUAGUAAAAGUAUUGAAGGACCCCUCGGCCAUGCGCCGAAUGAACUGAUGGGAAAAUCACUCUACAGCUAUAUACAUCCAGAGGAUCAUGCUGAAUUAACUAAAAAUUUAACACCUGAUGAAUCAUUGUUGAACCAACCAGCAGCAAUAUCAAAUAUAUCAAACAUUGAUGAUAAUAAUUCAAAUUCAUCAAAUGAUUCAAGUUUAUCAUCAUCAAAUAAUAAUACAAAUACAAAUAAUACAAAUAAUAUUAAUAAUUUUCGUGAACAACGACGUAAUUUUAAUAUAAAAUUUGCACAAAGAACAAAUUCACGUGGUGAACAUACACAAUAUAAAUGUUUUAAUAUAACUGGAAUGUUAAGAUUAUCAAAUUAUUGUCGUAAUAGACCAGGUAAAAGUAAAAAUACAACAAGCAAUGAUAUUAUAUUUGUUGGUAUUGCAAGACAAUUACAAAGAAGAUUCACCAAAUUAUCAUUAUUUGAAGCAAGUAAAGAAGAAUAUGUUACACGUCAUUUGGUUGAUGGUAGAAUAAUUUUUUGUGAUCAUCGUAUAUCUGUUGUUGCUGGUUAUAUGUCUGAGGAAGUAUCUGGCUCUAGUGCCUUUCGUUAUAUGCAUAAAGAUGAUGUUAGAUGGACAAUAAUAGCACUACGUCAAAUGUACGAUUGUCGUUUAGAAUUUGGUGCAUCAUGUUAUAGAUUAUUAUCAAAAACUGGUGAUUUUAUUUAUUUAAGAACUCAUGGUUUUCUUGAAUUUGAUAAACAAACUGGUACAUUUGAAUCAUUUGUUUGUGUUAAUACACUUGUUGAUGAAGAAGAAGGUGAAAAAUUAAUCAAAGAAAUGAAAGAAAGAUUUUCAGCAAUAAUAACAAAUUCAAAUAAUCGUUCAAUUAUUGAAACAGAUAAUAAUGAAAUUAAUGAAAAAUCAGAAGAACCACCAAGUGUUGAAGAUCCAUCACAACUUGAAGGUGUUAUUUUACAAUUAAUUAAUGGUUUAUCACCAUCACCAACAAUAACAGAUGUACCAUUAGUAUCAUCACCAAAUCCAGAAAUUCAAUAUGCUAAAGCAGCAAUGUAUUCACAACAUAUGCCACCAGUUAAUAUACACACACGUCAAAUUGGAUUAACAUCAUCAUCAUCAUCAUCAUCAUCAUCUUCAUCGUCUUCAUCAUCGUCAUCAUCAAAUUCUUCUUCUUCUUCUUUAAAUCAUGAUAAACGUAUUAAAUCAGAAAUUAAAAACAUUAAAUCACCAGAUAAUACAAUUAAUAAUAAUAAUAAUAAUAAUAGUGAUAAACAAGAAUCAUCAUCAUCAUCAUUAUCAUCAUCAAAAACAUUAUCAACAAAUUCAGUUAUUCAAAAAAUCAGUCAAAAUAAUUAUAAUAAAAUUAGUGAAAAAAAUAUAAUUACCGAGCUUGAUGAUAGAAUAAGUCCAGUUAAUAUUAUUGAUGAAAAUAUUUCAAUUGUAAAUACAUUUAAUAGUAAAAAUAUUUAUGAAAAUGAUAAUGAAUUGAGUCCAUCAGUAUCAUCACAUCAUGGUAAACCAGACAGUAUGAUUAUGUACAUAAAAACUGAAAAAAUUGAUGGUAAUUCAAUUUGUGGUAAAAGAUCAUUAGAUACCACCAAUGAUGAUGAUGAUGAUGUUAAUAUUAAUGGUAAAGCUAAUGGCAUUGAUGAUGGUGAUAAUAGUACAUCAAAAAAAAGACAAAGAAAUGAGUAUUUUAAUAGUUCACCUGAACAGGAUAAAUCAAGUCUUCAAGAUAUUAUGAAAUCAAAUCCAGAUAUAUUAAAAAUGCUUGAUGAAAUUGGUCAUGUUAUGAAUACUGAACCAGAUCCAAAUGUUCCACCAUCAUUAUCACAACAUUAUGCAUCUGAACAAGUUGAUGAAACACUUAGAAAUUUAGAGGAUAGAAUAACUUAUCAAGAAAAUCAACUUGAUGAAUUGGGUCUUGUUAUUGAAAAUUCAGAUCUUCAUUCACAACGUGAUAAUUAUGAUCAAUUACAAGCUGAACAUGAAAUACAAAAAAAAAUGAUUAAAACACUUCAACAAGAUCAUCACAGUAUGAAAGUUAUUAAUGUUAAACAAAAUAUUGGUGUUUGAAAUUUAUCAUAAGCCUUCAAAGUAAAUCAAUUUUUAUUGUUUUUUUUUUUAUUUAUUAACAUUUUUUAAUUUAAUUAAUAAUUGACAACGUACUUGGUCAAUUUAUCAAUUAAUUUAUUUACAACAAUUGGAAAAAUUAUAAAUUUAAUCAGGAAAAACAAAUUGAUCAUGUUGAAAUAUAAAUUGAAAGCUAAAUAGCGAAAAAAAUAAAUUGUGCAAUCGAUCGAUAUAUAAUAUUUUUUUUUUUUUUUUUUUUUAAUUUGUUAGUCAGUGUGUAAUUUGAUAAGUAACAAAAAAAAAAAAUAAAUGUUAUCUUCCUGAAUAACUGACUGAAAAAAUCAGGAAGAAAUUCAUCUUAAAUUAGUAAUAUUAACUAUUGCUUUGUUUUUAAAUGAAAUAAUCGGCGAAAAUAAUUAAUAAUAAAUUGAGUGUAAAAAUUAAAAAAUAAAAUCUCUAUUAAAUAGUUUAAAAUUAAAUUACUAUUAAAAAAAGAGAGAGAGAGAGAUAAAUAAAUAAACCAAGUAAAAAAAACCAAGGUAAUAAAUUAAAUUGUUUACCUGAAAAUUUCAACUAAGCAAUUACAAUGUAAAGACUAAUCUUGUAAGCAUAUAAAACAAAAAAGAAAAACAAAAAAAAAAAAACUAUAUAAAUAUCUAUAUAAAUCAAGAA
Messenger RNA from Aphidius gifuensis, 4324 nucleotides. RefSeq lists its product as uncharacterized. Bases 1097 to 3655 code for a protein of 852 amino acids. Gene Ontology annotation, biological process: regulation of transcription by RNA polymerase II. Gene Ontology annotation, molecular function: RNA polymerase II cis-regulatory region sequence-specific DNA binding; DNA-binding transcription factor activity, RNA polymerase II-specific; protein dimerization activity. Gene Ontology annotation, cellular component: nucleus; cytoplasm; transcription regulator complex. The transcript has 6 exons. Lineage: Eukaryota; Metazoa; Arthropoda; Insecta; Hymenoptera; Braconidae. The record is from RefSeq and is a predicted model, not a curated record.